Messenger RNA from Trichechus manatus latirostris (Florida manatee), 1917 nucleotides. It is a transcript of the gene NADSYN1, whose product is annotated as NAD synthetase 1. Gene Ontology annotation, cellular component: cytoplasm. The record is from RefSeq and is a predicted model, not a curated record. Lineage: Eukaryota; Metazoa; Chordata; Mammalia; Sirenia; Trichechidae. The transcript is spliced from 18 exons. Gene Ontology annotation, biological process: NAD+ biosynthetic process. Bases 64 to 1917 code for a protein of 617 amino acids. Gene Ontology annotation, molecular function: glutaminase activity; NAD+ synthase (glutamine-hydrolyzing) activity; ATP binding.
UUGGAGGACUGACAGACUGACCUGUCUUCCUGCCGGCCGUCUGCCGGUGUCGCUGAAGCCAGCAUGGGCCGGAAGGUGACCGUAGCCACCUGCGCGCUCAACCAGUGGGCCCUGGACUUCGAGGGCAAUUUGCAAAGGAUUUUAAAGAGUAUUGAAGUUGCCAAAAACAAAGGAGCAAGGUACAGGCUCGGACCAGAACUGGAAAUAUGUGGCUAUGGAUGCUGGGAUCACUAUUACGAGUCAGACACACUGUUGCAUUCGCUUCAAGUCCUGGCAGCCCUUUUGGAAUCUCCAGUCACUCAGGAUAUCAUCUGUGACGUGGGCAUGCCCGUGAUGCACCGGAAUGUCCGCUACAACUGCAGGGUGAUCUUCCUCAACAGGAGGAUCCUGCUCAUCCGGCCCAAGAUGGCCCUGGCGAACGAAGGCAACUACCGGGAGCUGCGCUGGUUCAGCCCUUGGUCCAGGAGCCGGCAAGUGGACGAAUAUUUUCUCCCUCGGAUGAUACAGGACGUAACAAAGCAGGAGACUGUCCCCUUUGGGGAUGCUGUGCUGGCCACCUGGGACACCUGCAUCGGGAGCGAGAUCUGUGAGGAGCUCUGGACACCCCACAGCCCGCACGUCGCCAUGGGCCUGGACGGUGUGGAGAUCUUCACCAACGCCUCGGGCAGCCACCACGUGCUGCGCAAAGCCCAUGCCAGGGUGGACCUGGUGUCCAUGGCCACCACCAAGAACGGCGGCAUCUACCUGCUGGCCAACCAGAAGGGCUGUGACGGGGACCGUCUGUACUAUGAUGGCUGUGCCACCAUCGUGAUGAACGGCAGCGUCUUCGCCCAGGGCUCCCAGUUCUCCCUGGAUGACGUGGAAGUCCUCACGGCCACCCUGGACUUAGAGGAUGUCCGGAGCUACAGGGCAGAGAUCUCCUCACGCAGCCUGGCGGUACGUGCUUUCAUAGCCACCUGCGUAGGACGCACCUCAGCGGCCUGGCGACGUGCCCGCUGGCUGCGGGGGCCGGGGCCACGUGGGUUCAGGGCGUGGGCCGCGGCACUGAGCACGCACCAGUGCGAGAGGCAGGAUGCGGGAAUGUGCCAGGGCAGCCUGGGGCUGCUGGGACCCUGGAUGGCAGAUCAGCAAGUGCUGGCUGAUGUCCGGAACAUUGUGGGCCAGGUCACCUACACCCCACAGGACCCCCGAGACCUCUGUGGACGGCUGCUGACCACUUGCUACAUGGCCAGCGAGAACUCCUCCCAGGAGACGUGCGAGAGGGCCAGGGACUUGGCCCAACAGAUUGGAAGCCACCACAUCGGUCUCAGCAUAGACCCUGCGGUGAGGGCUGUCGUGGGCGUCUUCAGCCUAGUGACCGGGAAGCGCCCUCUGUUUGCAGUGCACGGGGGAAGCAGCAGGGAGAACCUGGCUCUGCAGAACGUGCAGGCUCGAAUCAGGAUGGUGCUCGCCUACCUGUUUGCCCAGCUGAGCCUCUGGUCCCGGGGCAUCCGCGGGGGGCUCCUUGUGCUUGGAUCUGCCAAUGUGGAUGAGAGCCUCCUUGGCUACCUGACCAAGUACGACUGCUCCAGUGCCGACAUCAACCCAAUCGGUGGCAUUAGCAAGACGGACCUCCGAGCCUUCGUGCAGCUCUGCGUCGAGCGCUUUCAGCUGCCCGCCCUGUGCCGCAUCCUGUCUGCCCCGGCCACCGCUGAGUUGGAGCCCUUGGCCGACGGACGGGUGUCCCAGACCGAUGAGGAAGACAUGGGCAUGACGUACGCAGAACUCUCAGUCUAUGGGAGGCUCCGGAAAAUAGCCAAGAUGGGGCCCUACAGCAUGUUCUGCAAGCUUGUCAACAUGUGGAGAGAUAAGUACACCCCACGGCAGGUUCUACGGCUCGAGGGGAGCGGGCAGCAGGACCUGGACGGCGUGGACUGA